AUGGAAAUUAUUACUUCAGUUGCCGGAAAAUUGGCAGAAUAUGCUGUAGAAGCAAUAUGGCAACAAUUUGUCUAUUUGAUUGGCUACAAAGAAAGCACUAAGAAGCUGGAUGAUGAACUCAAGAGGUUGGGGGAUAAAAGAGAAGGAGUGCAAUCAUUGGUGGAUCAUGCCGAAAGGAACGCACAAGUUGUUGUACCUGCUGUUGUAACAUGGCUUAAAAAUGUGGACCAGGCCGAGAAAAAUGCAAGAGAAUUUCUCAGGAAUCGAAUCGGAGCAAGACAUGUACAUGCAUUGAAUCUGAAAUUGCGGUAUUCAUUGAGUAAGAAGGCUAGCAAGAUGACUCAAGACAUCAUUCAGCUCCUACAAGAAGGGAAUAAUUAUGAUUUCAACACAGUAGCAUACCCUGCACCGCCAAAUAAGGACUACGUUUCUACCUCCAUAACAGGUUUUACCGGUUUGACGUCAAGAAUCUCAGUUAUGGAGGAUAUCAUGCAGGCUCUCAAGAAUGAUGACAUCAAUAUGAUCGGUAUUUGUGGAGCUGGAGGGAUAGGGAAGACAAAAAUGGUGGAAGAAGUUAUGGGAAGAGCAAAAGCUGAAAAGCUAUUUGAAGAAUUUGCAAUGGCGGUUGUCUCUCAAACACCAGAUGAGAAAGCAAUUCAAGGCCAAAUUGCAGAUAAGCUAGGUCUGAGGUUCUAUGAAGAAAGUGUAGCUGGACGGGCAGAUAAGCUUCGACAAAGAAUGAUGAAGGAUGGCAAAAAAAUCCUUGUGAUAUUGGAUGACAUUUGGGAGAAGCUUGAUUUCGACAAGGUUGGACUUCCUUUGGGACCUGAUAAUAAGAGAUGCAAGUUUAUUUUCACCACCAGAAGCGAAGAGGUAUGCGUGCAGAUGAAAUGCCAAAAGAAAGUUCCAAUGCCGUACUUGGCAAAAGAAGAGGCAUGGAAGCUUUUCCGGGAAUCAGCUGGCAGUUGUGUGGAUGAUCCUCUGUUGCAUCCGAUAGCAGAGGCAGUAGCAGAUGAAUGUGCAGGUUUGCCGCUUGCCAUCGUUGUUGUUGGAAGGGCCUUGGAAAACAAGGUUGACCAAAAUGUUUGGGCCGAUGCGCUUCAACAGCUUAAAAAAUCUGCACCAAGAGACAUUACUGGAAUGCAUAAACAUGUAUUCUCACGCAUAGAGUUUAGCUACAAUUAUCUAGAAAGCAAGGAAGCAAAGUCAUGCUUCUUGCUUUGUUGUUUAUUUCCUGAAGAUUUUAAGAUCCCAAUCGAAUUUUUGGUGACAUAUGGGAUGGGUCUAAAGUUAUUUGAUGACGUUGAUACAAUACUGGAAGCAAGAACCCGAGUCCUUGCAUUAGUUGACAAAUUAAAAAGAUCAUUCUUGUUGUUGGAUACAGAUGAGGAAUAUGGUGUCAAAAUGCACGACGUUGUACGGGACUUUGCCAUAUCAAUUGGAAGCAAAGAUGAGCCUAUGCUGGUAAGAUAUGAUGUUGGUUUGGAUGAAUGGCCUCAGAAAGAUUCAUACGAACAUUACUCCAGAAUCUCACUUCAGUUCAGUAAGAAUCCCAAGUUUCCUGUUGAUUUCUUGCAGUUUACAAAUCUAAAGCUUUUACAACUCUUUUACACCUCACGGCGUGAGAAUCGUAAGGAUAAUAUUCCAGGAAAUUUUUUUCAAGGGAUGAAAGGACUUGCAGUUUUAGCUUUGGUUAAAAAUGAUACGCCAUUAUCACUUCCACCAUCUUUAGGAGUCCUAAAAAACCUUCGAAGCUUGAUUCUUCAUGGAUGCAGCGAGAUAGAAGGAUUAUCAAUGAUUGGAGGUCUAGAGAAACUAGAAAUAUUAAGCCUUGUUGGGUCCCAGAUUCGUAUUUUUCCAAGAGAAGUAGGACAAUUAAAGCAUUUGAAGUUGUUAGAUUUGUGCGGAUGCGGAUCAAUCCAGCGGAUGGAGCGAGGUACUCUGUCAUGCUUAUCUAGACUGGAAGAGUUGUACAUGUUAAAUACAUUUGAUGAUGAACGGCUAUCGAUUAAUGAAGAAAACAGAGAAGAAGCCACUGCAAGUCUAAUUGAGCUAAAGGCAUUAUCACAUUUGAAAGUUUUGGCAAUUCAAAUACCAGCUUAUGCUUCUAUGGCGACAGCGUUUCCCUAUGACAAUCUAAAAAAAUUCAUAUUCAUUUUAUCUGAAGGUCGUCUUGACUGGGAGGAAAGAUAUGCGUUUCCACUUGAAAAUACCUUGGUACUCCAUGAACAUGAAAGAAGUAGAGUAUUCUACCCGUUGUUGCAGAAAACAGAUAAUGCAGCUUUCGAGAAUUUAAUGAAUUUGGAAAAUGAUCUUUGUGAAUUAGAUAUAAACGGUUUUGCACACUUGAAGAAAUUGCAGCUCAGUUUUUGUGAGAAACUGAAAUACAUCGUUGAUUGGUCAGGGAAAGAAACACCAGAAGCAGUCUUUCCCCAAUUGGAGUCACUUGGAAUCGGGAAUUUAGAGAAUUUAAAAGAGAUAUGCCAUGGACAGCCUUCACAUAAAAAUAGUCCGGAGGCGUUGAGGAGUUCGUCUUCCACGUUGCUUGCAAGUUUUGGCAAACUAAGAUCUCUUACUCUAGAUGGAUGCCCAAGGUUGAAAAAUAUCUUCUCAAUGUCCAUAGCAAGAGGUCUGACUCUUCUCCAAAGAUUGGAUGUGUCCGAAUGCAAUGAGCUAGAAGAAAUUAUAUCAAAAAUAGGAGAAGAUGAUGAGAAACCAAUUAAGGAGAUUGGAUUAUUCCCUGAGUUAACAGAUUUGAAGCUGGGUGAUCUACCUAAGCUUAGAAGAUUUAACUCAAUAUCCUCCCGAAAUAAGGUUGUAUUAGCUGACAAGAAGGAUAUGAGCACCCACGAAAUGGAUAAAUUUGCAGAUCAGAGUCAGCGAUAUGACCAACUGGAUAUUGGGUCCUCAUCUGUGCUACUAGCAACUCCGGGCUUUCAGAAUCUUAGAUCGUUGCUUGUAGUUCGUUGUACCAGUUUAAGAAAUCUAUUUUUGCCUUGUAUAGCCAAGCUGCUUGUGAACCUUGAAACCUUAGAAGUCAAAGGUUGUGCAAUGAUGGAAAGUAUUGUGGAAAAAGAAGAAGAAAUGGAAGAGGCCCUCAAAGGCAUAGUUUUGAUGUUUCCUAAACUGAAUUUAUUGGAACUUGAAAAUCUGCCAAAUUUCACAACUUUCAGCGCAGAGGAUUCUACUUUGGCAUUGCCAUCCUUGGAAAUAUUAUCUAUACGCAUGUGUCCGAAAGUAAAGACUUUGGAUCAUAUGAUUAAUACAAGCUCGUCUUCACAACUGAAGUCCACGGAUUUCACCACCAAACCAUCUUCCGCAGUCCCUAAGACGAAGACCGUCUCUGAUGGCAGUGGCACCUCUAUGGAUUCUCAUCGGGGUUUUAGUAGAUGGCUUUCAUGUUUUGGAUCUGCGAAAACUACAUUGCCAUCUGGGUCAGACGGCCCAUUGAUUGCUAAUUCAACUGAUGAGAUGAACAUUAUUCAACAAAGAGAUGUAUUAAAUCUGAAUGAGAUGAUGAUGAUGAGUAAACUUGUAAACCUUACUAUCGAAGAUAUGGACAACAUGCUAUACAUAUGGACAGACAAAGUUGAUGGUGGUUUCAUUCCAUCCCAUUUGAUGAAUAGGAUGAACAAUCUGGAAAGAAUGGAACUGUGUGGAUGUGAGUCAUUGGAAACAAUAUUUCACAUCGAGCGGCGGCCGAAAAGUGUGGAUGUCCUUCCACUGUUGAAUUGCUUGAAGGAAUUGGUUUUGCGGACUAUACCAAAGCUGGAGCAAAUAUGGAAGAAUAUUGGUGAAGGAGAUUUUAAGAAUCUGAAGAGAUUAUUUGUAUAUGAAUGUCACAAUUUAAAAUACCUUUUCUCAUCCGACGUCGCUGAGCUUCUUGUCGAAUUGGAGGAAGUCAGCGUAAUAGGAUGCGACAUGAUGGAAGAAAUUGUGGGGAAAUUAGCUACAGAUGAUCAGAAAGAUCAAGAUCAACCUAUACAUGAAAAGAUCAAGAGUACUGAGCAGCAUGCAGGCCGAGUUUUGGGAUUAACAAUGUUUAAAAAGCUUAAAUAUCUGGGAAUUACACGUUGCCACAAAUUGAGACAUGUGUUCAGUGGUUCCUUUGGUACUAGAGGUUUGGAACAACUUCAAACACUGGACAUAUUCAACUGCAUGAUGAUGGAGCAUAUUGUAGCUGCGGUUGCAAACGAAGAAAACGAGAAGGAAGUAAAAGCAACAACAACAAUGAUGAACAACAAGAUUGUGUUCCCUCAACUAGCGACUCUGAGUCUUUGUGCUUUGCCCAGGAUGAAGCGUUUUUGUCAGGGAAAUAAUUAUGUAAUGGAAUUGCCAUCACUCAAACAACUGGCUGUGGAAGCGUCCCCCAUCAUGAGGAGGAACUUGUCGGAAGAAUUUUCAUUUGAUUAUCAGCCAAUGCUCCGACAUUGAUUUCCGUAUUUAAUGUGGUAAUAGCCACUGUUUCACAAUUAUUAAGGAUCAUAUUUCAAUAGAACAGGUACGUGUGCACUUAUUUCCAAUUUAUUAUUAUUAUUUUUUAUUUAUACAAAAACGAAGUUUUUAAAUUAAUGUAUAUAGCUUGUAUUUUUUAUGGAUUUCCUCACCAACGACCGACUAAUUUGGCCUUCAAAGCAACAUUGAGGUUUUCAAUAUAGAAAAGGAAAACUUUUGCCCAAUGCCCCUAUUUUGUUUAAUAGAAAAAUGGUCAGCCCAUUCAAAAAAUAAAAAAUCCUUGGUUUUAGAGAUAUUUUAAAAUGUUUAACAAAUAUGUAUGUAUUUUUUUAAGAUUUGUUGCUUUUCCUUUUUGUUGUCCAGUUGGCCUACUCGGGUAAAUAUGUGAUUUUUUAU
This is a messenger RNA of Ziziphus jujuba (common jujube), 4851 nucleotides long. RefSeq names its product disease resistance protein At4g27190-like. NCBI's taxonomy places the organism in Eukaryota, Viridiplantae, Streptophyta, Magnoliopsida, Rosales, Rhamnaceae. Gene Ontology annotation, molecular function: ADP binding. The record is from RefSeq and is a predicted model, not a curated record. Bases 1 to 4434 code for a protein of 1477 amino acids. The transcript is spliced from 3 exons.